AUGCUUCCGGAGAGAGAAAUAAAGCCAAAGGAGAAGGUCUUGGGUGGAAUGGCAGCCGAGAGGAAGGAUUUACCUGGACCAAGGCCAACAGUUUGGGUUGAAGAGGAGACAUGGGCGGAUUGGGAGGGAUGGGCUGGGUUCGGGCUGCACUGCAGGAUUUGGGUUGGGUUCGAGCUGGACAUGGUGGAGGCUGAGGCUAGAGGAGGGUGGAUUUUAGAUGGAUUGGGGUGGGGUAAAGACUGGAUGGGGUUAGUUUUGGUUUGGGCUGGCUGGGAUGGGCCUGAGGUGAAAAAGGGUCCAACUGAAUUGGAUAAAAAAAAUGGGCAAAUGGGCUUUGGUAAAGAAGGCCCAGAUGGAGAAAAAAAAGGACUUAUUGGCCCAAGAGGAGGACCCCAAGGAUUAGGCGCGUAA
Molecule: messenger RNA, 411 nt
Organism: Striga asiatica
Lineage: Eukaryota; Viridiplantae; Streptophyta; Magnoliopsida; Lamiales; Orobanchaceae
Source: the annotation of a GenBank genome assembly